Hippocampus zosterae (dwarf seahorse) is the source of this 1347-nucleotide messenger RNA. RefSeq names its product erythropoietin a (gene epoa). The record is from RefSeq and is a predicted model, not a curated record. Bases 194 to 742 code for a protein of 182 amino acids. NCBI's taxonomy places the organism in Eukaryota, Metazoa, Chordata, Actinopteri, Syngnathiformes, Syngnathidae. Gene Ontology annotation, biological process: nucleate erythrocyte development. Gene Ontology annotation, molecular function: cytokine activity; erythropoietin receptor binding; hormone activity. Gene Ontology annotation, cellular component: extracellular region. The transcript is spliced from 5 exons.
AUGCAAACGCGGUGUGCUGGGGGAGGGAGGGGGUCUCGUUCUCUGUACUACACAGGCAGACUUCCUCGCCACGGAGCUUUUUAAAUUUUUUUUUUUUUUGGAGGGGGGGGAGUUGCGACUUUGCUGGCCGCUGCAAGCUUCGUUGAUGCGCAUUUGCUGGCAUGUUGGUGAAAGAUGAGGCAGCCGUGUGCGAAUGUUGCAGAACACCGGUAGAGGACUACUUGCCUUGCUGUUGAUGGUGUUGGAGUGGACCUGCCCAAGCCUGCCAUCCCCGCUGGGGCCCAUCUGCGACCUGAGGGUGCUGAACCAUUUCAUCAAAGAAGCGCAAGACGCCGAAGUCGCCAUGAAGUCAUGCCGGAAUGGAUGCAGCCUGUCUCAGUCCGUCAGCAUUCCCCAAACCAGAGUAGACUUUAACGUCUGGGAGAGGAAAAAUGCCAUGGAGAAAGCCCAGGAAGUGCAGUGCGGACUGUGGCUUCUGCAUCAGGCCCUCGGCGUGCUGCGUAGCUCGGUCACCAACGCGGCGCUGCACGGCCACAUCGACAACUCGGUGAAGAACGUGCGCAACAUCAACGGCGUGCUGCGCAGCCUCAACAUUCCGGAAUACACGCCUCCGGCGAGCCUGGAGAGCACAUGGCGGGCGUCCACGGCGGCCGACUUGCUCCAAGUGCACGUCAACUUCCUGCGAGGCAAAGUGCGGCUCCUUCUCACGGACGCGCAGGUCUGCCAGCAAGACAUUAGCUGAUUGCCCCCACUCCACGCUUCUGCCGCUUUAUCCUGCCGUGGCGAGAGAAAGGCCUCCCCCCCUUCUGAUGACCUACUUGCUAGCUGCUAGAAGUGGUGUGGAAUUGAGGAGACAAAAAACAAAGCCACAACCAUCCUUCUUUUUUUUUUUUUUUUUAACUAAGCGAAGUGAGGGCAAAGAACGGUCACAGCCGGAGAGAACGGCACCUUGAAAUGUCCUCGCGGACAUACGCAAAGAAGCGCGGCUCUUGCACUUUUGGUGUAUGUGCCAGUUAAGACUGCACAUGGGUGUAUUUGUCUCUUGCCUGACAGUUUAACCUUUUGGAAUACGGAACGGGAUCCGGUGAAUAAUUGAUGACCUACAAAAAAAAAAAAAAAAAACGUGGAUGAGGCCUUGUCACACACUUUCUGUUUGGUGUUUGUUUAUUUGUACACAGUGACCAGGUGGCAUAUCUUUUUUUUUUAUAAAAAUUUCAUAAUGACUAUUUAUACAGAUUUUCUACUUUUGAGCUUUGUAUUUGUCAAGUGUUCAUCUUGGGCGUGGCUAACAGAUGUUUGGAAAAGCCACCGUUUGCUUUGUGUCAUCCCGUUCUCUUCCCCCGCACC